AUGUCAACAGCAGGGUACUUAAAUAAAUACAAUAAUAAGAAAUAAAAUGAUACUAAAUCUAUUGUAAGUUAAUAAUCAAGUAAAAAGGUAUCAAAUUUAUAAUUAUAAAUAGAGUACAACCACUGAUGUAAAAACAAAAGAAGAUAUAUUAAAUAAAAUGCAAUAGAAUGAAGAAAAACAUCGAUAAUUAAUGAUAGAAAAUAAUAAAAGAAGAAAGGAAUAAGAAAAGAAACUUAAAUAACAAGAAGAAGAAAAACAAAAAUAAGCAGCUGCAUUACUUGAUCAAAGAAAGAAAACUAAAGAAUAGGCUUAUAUCAAUUAUUUAAGAAACAAUACUAAAUAAAUAUUAGCAGACUAUUAACCAAGAUAAACUGAUUAUCCUAAAUAAAAUCCAAAACCUCAAUUAGAAAAAAAAGUAUAAACAAAUUACAAUAAUUUCGAAGCACUUGAUCUAGAAGUAUCUCAAGUUGCUAAGAAUAAAAAAUUACCUUAAGAAUUUUAAAAAUAAUGGGAAGAUUUUGAAGUCAUGAGGAAAAGUGAACUUUUAGAUAGUCUUGACUUAAGUAUGGCUUAAAAAUAAAAACCAACUCCUAAUUAAAAAAAAAAUGAUUUAAAACAAUUAUUAGGAUUACCAGAAGAAUGUAGUGAUGAAGAGGAAGAUUUGUGGAAGAACACUAUGAAAAAUGGAUAAUUAGCUAAAUAAAACUCAAAGCCUCCUUUAUCUAAACCUACUUAAUGGGCUGAAUAGGCUAUAACUUAAGCUGAUGAUGUCUUAUCUAAAAUGAGUUAAAAACAAGGGACAGAUAGAGAUAAAAGAGAGCAAACUUCAUAAAAAUUAUAAUAAGAAUCAUCAAAUGCUAAAUAAAAGCAAGCCUCUUCAUCUGUUCCUAAAAAAAGUACUCCAAAUAAAAAUACAGAGCAUAUGAAGAUAUUAUAGUAAAAAGAAUAACAAUUACUAGCUUAAUAAAUGUAAAUUUAACAGCAAUUAUAAUAAAAUACUGUUGAUACUAAUUAAAAUAACAAUAAUAUUACUUCUCAUUAAAAUCCUCCUAGAAAGCCUCCAUAAAAUAUUAGAAUAACAAAUAAGUAAAUACAUAAACAAGCAAGUAGUGUUUAAGAUGAGUAAAACCAUAUUUAAGAAUUUCUUCAGGUAUAGAUUUGUGAUAAUAUUAUGAUAGGAGGAUCUUUAAAAUAUAAAUGAUAUGGAAAUGUAGAUAUAACUUGAACUAUUAAAUUUGAAUAAAGAAAACAAAUAAAAAAUAGAAUAAGUAUAAUAAAAAUAUGGAGUAAGAAAUUUGUAAUCUUCAAAUCAAGUAAAUAGGGUAGUUGUUGUUUAAAAUUAAUAUCCAAGUAUUAUGCAUUAAUAUUUUAGUAAAGUCCUAAGAAGAUUAAAUUGAGGCAUCUUUACUAAAAUUAGAUAUGAUGCUUUAAUAACCUCCUUAAAAACCAAUAGAAUAACCAUAAUACUAAUAAUAGUUUAAUAAUUAAUAAUAAUAACAAUAAAUAAGCUACACAAUUCCUUUAUAAUAAAAUAUAUAAUAGAAUACUUAUUAGUAAUAAUCUAUUAAUUAGGUCAAUUAUUAAUAGUAAUUAAACCCUUAAUAAUAUUAAUAAUUAUUAGAAUAGUAAAAUUUACUCUAAUAAUAAUUGAUAAAGGCAUAGUAAUAAAUAUAAUAGAUGUAGCAAUAAACUCAACAAACAACAUAAUCUUUUAAUUAGUAAUAAGGAGAUUUUCCUCAAUUUCCAUCUUAUGUAUUACAUUAAGAUCAUUAAUCAUUUGUUCAAACAUUUUCAAAUGGAAUUCCCUAAUAAUAAUAAUAAUAAUAAUAAUAAUAAUAAUAAUAAUAAUAAUAAUAAUAAUAACAAUAAUAAUAAACAUUUAAUUCUAAACCAAGAAAUGUUAUAACAAGUGAUCAUCAAAGUGUUUCAAUAGUUUCAUCAUAAUAAAAUGAUAAAUAUACAUUUGAUUUAGAUUUUGGAGUCUAAAAGCAUCCCUAAAAUACAUAUACUUAAUAGGCUUUAAAGAAAAUGAACCAAAAGUAAUCAUAAGUUAAAUCAAAUAUUCCAAUUGAGGAAGAAGAUGAAUAAGAAGAAGGAAAAAUAGAAGUUAGAUAAGAUUUAAGAAAUCUCCUUUUUGAUUGA
Paramecium primaurelia is the source of this 2142-nucleotide messenger RNA. Lineage: Eukaryota; Ciliophora; Oligohymenophorea; Peniculida; Parameciidae. The record is from the annotation of a GenBank genome assembly.